CUGGCAAAUGCCUUAUGUUAAUAGACUAGAAUUGGUAUUUCGGCGUCGUCGACACCAGCACUGACUAAACUUCAGAAUUACUGUUUUCUUUUAGACGAUCUGAUAAAUAAUACUUGAAUUAAAAUCGUCGGAAAAGCUCUAGGUGUGAUAGAAAGUAUCCUCAGCAAGCAAAAUAAACGCAGAAGCAAUAUUCCACACACAUACACAGUUAACGAAAGAGCACAGGCAUACCCACACAAGCGCACAAAAAGUCGAGGGGCGACAGCAACAACAAAAAAGUGUGGAAAAUCACAAAACCAAUACAUUUCUCCAUUUAUUUGAAAGCACUGGGCCCCAGGAAAAUGCCAACCAAGGAGCGCCACAUAGCCAUGAUGGGCUACCGAUCAGUGGGCAAAUCGUCGUUAUGCAUACAGUUUGUGGAGGGCCAGUUCGUGGACUCCUAUGACCCCACCAUCGAGAACACCUUCACGAAGAUCGAGCGUGUAAAGUCGCAAGACUACAUCGUCAAGCUCAUCGACACGGCGGGCCAGGACGAGUACAGCAUAUUCCCGGUGCAGUACAGCAUGGAUUACCACGGCUACGUCCUGGUGUACUCGAUAACCAGCCAAAAGUCCUUUGAGGUGGUGAAGAUCAUAUACGAAAAGCUGCUCGAUGUGAUGGGCAAGAAAUAUGUACCUGUGGUGUUGGUCGGCAACAAGAUCGAUCUGCACCAGGAACGAACCGUUUCCACGGAGGAAGGCAAGAAGCUUGCCGAGUCCUGGCGAGCUGCAUUUCUGGAAACGUCCGCCAAACAGAACGAAUCCGUGGGAGAUAUAUUCCAUCAGCUACUGAUCCUCAUUGAAAACGAGAACGGCAAUCCCCAGGAGAAGAGCGGUUGUCUUGUAUCGUAGGGCGGCUGGGAAGCUGAAACUGCGGCCGAACUGUUGGGAAUACGGCAAAUCGCUAUGGCAAUACGAAAAUCGAUUAUCUCUUAUCUACACAGUUGGGCCAGCGUGCAUGGCGGGGCGGGCCGUACCCCUUGUGCGCAGCAGGAAAAUCUAAAAACCUAAUAGACCUAAUAGUUCUAAGACCACACAACAAGUAACCAAUAUCAAGCGAACUAAAUGCGUCCGCUAACGCUGCCCAGCAGGUUUUGUGGUUCGCGUUUAGCGCAACACAACAGGUUUAAGUUAGUACGUUUUUUUCACAACAACAAUUCAGUUACAAAUUUCAUAUACAAAUUCUGCAAACCUUUAGUUUCAAUUUAAAUAUAAUUUUUCAAAAUACUA
This is a messenger RNA of Drosophila simulans, 1268 nucleotides long. It is a transcript of the gene Rheb, whose product is annotated as GTP-binding protein Rheb homolog. Lineage: Eukaryota; Metazoa; Arthropoda; Insecta; Diptera; Drosophilidae. The transcript has 5 exons. Gene Ontology annotation, cellular component: plasma membrane. The record is from RefSeq and is a predicted model, not a curated record. Gene Ontology annotation, biological process: small GTPase-mediated signal transduction. Gene Ontology annotation, molecular function: GDP binding; GTP binding; GTPase activity. Bases 342 to 890 code for a protein of 182 amino acids.